Micropterus salmoides (largemouth bass) is the source of this 2077-nucleotide messenger RNA. RefSeq names its product transcriptional enhancer factor TEF-3-like. Gene Ontology annotation, biological process: embryonic organ development; regulation of transcription by RNA polymerase II; hippo signaling. NCBI's taxonomy places the organism in Eukaryota, Metazoa, Chordata, Actinopteri, Centrarchiformes, Centrarchidae. The record is from RefSeq and is a predicted model, not a curated record. Gene Ontology annotation, cellular component: transcription regulator complex. Gene Ontology annotation, molecular function: DNA-binding transcription factor activity, RNA polymerase II-specific; RNA polymerase II cis-regulatory region sequence-specific DNA binding. The coding region runs from base 300 to 1220 and encodes 306 amino acids. The transcript has 11 exons.
CGACAAACCCCUGGAGAAUGAUGCCGAGGGCGUGUGGAGCCCAGACAUUGAGCAGAGCUUCCAGGAGGCACUGGCCAUCUACCCACCCUGUGGCCGCAGGAAGAUCAUCCUCUCUGACGAGGGCAAGAUGACGAAACGAGUUGAUUGCACGGUACAUCAAACUUCGCACAGGGAAGACACGGACCAGGAAGCAGGUAUCUAGUCACAUCCAGGUCCUAGCUCGACGGAAGGCCAGGGAGAUCCAGGUGAAGCUGAAGGUACGCUACGACCAGGCUGCCAAAGACAAGGCCCUGCAGAGUAUGGCAACCAUGUCCUCAGCACAGAUCAUCUCACCCACGGCUUUCCAGAACAAGAUGGCUCUCCAGGCCCUGUCUAGACCGGCUUACCCCACUGCUGGUGGGUUUUGGCACGGGACUUUUCCAGGACAGCAAGGAGGCCAUGAGGACAUUAAGCCCUUCUCCCAGCAGAGUUACGCCAUGCAAGCGUCCGGCCCGGCCCCCAUAACAGGUUGUGAAAGCACAGCAGGGCUGCCAAUGUCUCCAAGUGCCCCCCCCUGGCAGGGUAGAAGUAUUGCCAGCUCCAAGCUGCGAAUGCUGGAGUUCUCCGCCUUCCUGGAGCAACCUCAGGACCCAGAGGCUUUUAACAAGCACCUGUUUGUGCACAUCGGCCAGUCCAACCCGAGCUACAGUGACCCCUAUCUGGAGUCGGUGGACAUCAGACAGAUCUAUGACAAGUUCCCAGAGAGGAAAGGAGGAUUGAAGGAGCUGUUUGACAAGGGGCCACACAACGCUUUCUUUCUCGUCAAAUUCUGGGCAGACCUUAGUGUUAACCUGCAGGAUGACAGCAGCUUCUUCUAUGGUGUUUCCAGUCAGUAUGAGAGCUCAGAGAACAUGAUUAUCACCUCAUCCACCAAAGUCUGCUCCUUUGGCAAGCAGGUGGUGGAGAAAGUGGAGACGGAGUAUGCACGUUUUGAGAAUGGGCGCUACGUGUUUCGAAUCCACCGUUCCCCUUUAUGUGAAUACAUGAUCAACUUCAUCCACAAGCUUAAACACCUGCCGGAGAAGUACAUGAUGAACAGUGUACUGGAGAACUUCACUAUCCUACAGGUGGUGACAAACAGGGACACGCUGGAAACCCUCCUGUGCAUAGCCUAUGUCUUCGAGGUGUCCACCAGUGAGCACGGCGCACAGCAUCAUAUUUACAGGCUAGUCAAAGACUGACACAGUCACACAAUUGGAACUUACCUGUUCUUGACCCAUUGUAGCACCUCAGUAAGCAACAACACUAAACAAUGGACUACUUCCUCUGUAAGCUUAAAGCUGAAACCAUACAACUCGGUCAGGAGCCCAGAGAAACACUUGUUUUAUCAGCAUGCCCAAGAGCACAACUACUGCUGAGGAGGAGGUGGAUUUGGGAUUGUGGAAGCUGAAAAAGCCUUUUAUGUGAAAGUAAGAAAAAAAAAAAGAAGAAGAGGACCAUGAUACACUGUGGUCUCUAUACCAAAGGAGCCAAACCUAGCCAACAAGACCUGCAUGAGAAAGUUGUCAUUGGUGGUGUUUUUUUAUCUCAUUUUACUAGUGCUUGUUUUUGAUUUAGUUUCUUUUACACACAUGCAUGUGCAGGGGGAUGUUUGCUACAGAGGAGUUUGGCUGCCUCAGGGAGCCACCUAGUGACUUAAAUAUAAAUAACAAUGGGGAAAAAUAACGAAAGUAGACUGAGAAUCCCUCCUUUGCACAUCCAUAAAAUAUCACUGUUUUUGAUGCCAAUCUUUUGUGUUUUUUGAGCAUUUGAGUAAUUAUGUACAGUGCCACAUCAUCUCCUCUAAACAGAGUUAUGAGGAUAAGAGGCUAAAAUGAUUUAAAAGAGCUAUUGUAUUCACUUUGUUUGAUGUUUAAUGUUAAAUAUGUCUUGUAUUGUCUUACUGUUUUUGGUUGAAAAUGAUCUGACUACAACAAAAAGGCACAUAAUAACACUGCUAACUUGAAACAGAUUUAGAUCUGUAAGCUGAUUACAGAGGUUGUCUGUAACUUGCCCUGAGGUGUCAGAUGAAAAUACAAGUGUUUCUUACAGAACUCUA